Molecule: messenger RNA, 2088 nt
Organism: Saccostrea echinata
Lineage: Eukaryota; Metazoa; Mollusca; Bivalvia; Ostreida; Ostreidae
Exons: 3
Coding region: 54-1187 (377 amino acids)
Source: RefSeq, a predicted model, not a curated record
GGCUCCUAGGAACAGUCCAAACUUAUAAAUUCAAAUACACAUAUCUUCUCAAAAUGGCGAGUGAAGAUGAGGUAUACCAUGUAGUAGAAGAUAUUGAGGUCCAAGAAAUCGGUCAAUCUGCCAGAAUGGGCGUUCCGGACAUCCAGGAACCCGAGCCCGAAGAGCCGCAGCCAAGAAUUUGGCAGUUCUACACAGCAACCCGGGUACUUUCACUAGUCCUCAUAGUGGCCAGCUUCAUUACUGGAUGGAUUGCGUAUGCACUGAUGCCUGCUGAUAAAAAAUUUCUAAACGCCGAAUGCAAAGCCGGGGAUUUGAAGCGCAGAUUCAUGAUCCUACAAGUCACUGGGACAGUCAUUGCUCUCGCGCAAUUGAUCAACAUACGCUAUCAACUAAAAGUUAACAGAUCCGAAAAGUACAAAAUUCAAGAACCAUUGAAUUAUGUGGACGGUAGAACGGAGGUCCUGUUUAUUCUUCUUUUGGUUUUCAUUCCUCAGCUAUCUAUUAUGGCCGAUUUCGAUACCAAAUGCCGUUUAAAUACGACAUCUACUACCCGAUGGUGCGAUAAACAGUCUUCUAACAUGGAUGCCCGGGAUUCUGCUGAUGUCAAGGUCCGACUGGCAUGCGCAAUUAUUGGCUUCCUAAGCUGUCAUUUCCGGUUUAUUUUCAGUAGAAAUUUGCCGAGGUUGGGCAGAAAAGGAGUGGCCGACGAGUUCCAAGCUUACAAAUUAGAGAAAACCAAGCUAGUCCAAAUUCUUACUUUUCUCGAUAAACAUAUGCCACGUAUCCUAAAAUUUGUUGGGAUGGAUUGGCUCUGCAUUUGUCGAAAGAUUAAAAUUCCCUUACCAUGUUUUCUUGGUUACUGCAUAUUGGACCAUUUUACGCCUGUUUGGAGAUGGAUGUACUGUGUCUUUGAAUGCUGGAUCGGGCGGCUUACAAUCUGUCCGAAAAAAGAACGAGGCGAAGUCUGGUGUGUGAACAGGAUCCGGAGAUGCCGUAGAAGACCUGGGUUUUUUUGCAUUAACAAAGAAGAUCCGUUCUGGCUUGGCGAGUACACAGUGUUUAUCUUGGGUUUAGCAACGGUUCUGACUGUACAUUACGUGAGCAUUUAUUUGUGUUUUAUACCCGGAGGAGGGUCAAAAGCAUUGGACACAUUGUUGGGAUUAUACAAACACAUUUUGGUGUUUUAAUAAAAUACUGGACGUAUGAAAUAAAAAAUUAAUUAAACCCAAGUCAGAUUUCCAAAAAAGACCAAUGACCGACGUAUUUUGAAGCAAAAAUUGGAUUCUCCGGGCGACAGUCGGCAGUUCAUCGACCGUAGUCUUGCCCGAUAUUGGUUCCUUUUUUUUAUUCGGUAGACCAAUUUUGUGUCCGUCGGGACCAGUUAUAUUUCUUUCUGCAUCGGUGGCCGAUUUCAAUAAUUGAGGCAGUUAUUGAAUAUAGUCCGUCGAGAAACCCUCGAUCAUCGCCCGACCAUCCGCAGAAGUUUGGUAAGUGGAUCGUCGGUCGGUCGACAUUAAGGUAUUGAUGAAAAUCAAACUGCGGCUCAAUGAUUGAAGGACGAUUGACUGACUUAUAAAUAUUUCAACUUAUGAAGUCAUCGGUGUUCGUAGGAAUUAAUGUGACUGCUCCGCGUCGCCCGAUACUAGUCAGGGCCAUAGGAACUGGAGGGCACGGGGUCCGACAUAGAAUACUAAAGAAAACAUAGCUACUUUAUGCUGGUGUCCCCUCAAUAAUAACGUCUUAUGACUUUUUUUGGGGGGUUAUCAAGGAAUUUUAAUACUUGGUAGUGCCCCCAAAAAGAAAAUGUAUGGCUGUGUCCCCUCAAAGUUAAAUUGCUUCUUACGGGCCUGCUAGUGUCGGCCGAUCAUGUUUUUCAGCCGACGAUACAAGAAAAAUUUGGUCGCCAGACCAUCUGUUUAAAUGUGACUUAGGUAUUAGCCAGCAAAAUGAUCUUUAUCUUUAUAGUUAAUUAGUGUAUAUUAGUUACACGACUUUUACUGAGAUUUUUUGUUUUCUAAAUUUUUAUAAACUUUUUUUUAGAUUGUUUAUCUUUAGCUUUCUACUUUCCUCGAUUCUUAGAUACACAAA